GAAGUGCACAAAUACGCACGAAUUUAUACAGGAAAAGACACGUAAAAUUAAGCCCUUUUUUUAAAAAUUUAAAAAAAAAACAAUAAGAGGGCUAUAAAGCUAGAGACGACGGUGCGGGAGGUAAUUACAAAGCAGCAGGAGAAGUUGAGUGGUAGGAGGCGAUGGAUCCGGGCGAGGCCUUCUCGGAGAACGUUUACAAGUGGGAUCCGCGCGGCGCGCCGCCGCACCCAUGCCGCCUCGUCCAGCCCCUCCCUCUGCCACCGCUGCCGCCGCCGAUGGUUCCGCAGCCGGCUGCCGAGGCAGAGGAUCAGCGACCUAGGGAGCUGGGCGAGGUGUUCUCGGGAUACGGCGUACGGUACGCGACGGUGGCGCGGAUCGGUGAGUUGGGAUUCACUGCGUCGACGCUGGUGGGCAUGACGGAGGCGGAAGUCGACGAUAUGAUGGCCACCCUCGCUCACCUCUUCCGGUGGGACCUCCUCCUCGGCGAGCGCUACGGCAUCAAGGCCGCUCUCCGCGCAGAGCGCCGCCGCCUGGUAAACUCCCGCCUUAUGCUCCAGAACCGCGGCCACCACCGACUGGACGACGAAGGUCGCCGUCUCCUUUUACUGAACGACCAUCAACUCCAAGGCAAUAGCAUCGCCCUCGACGCUCUUUCUCAAGAAGGACUAUCAGAGGAGCCGGUGCAGCUCGAGAAAGAAGCAGCAGGGAGCGGAGGAGACACCGCCACGGCCGUCGCCAAGAAGGACGUCAAGGGCAAGGCCAAGAAGAGAAGUAGUGGACGAAAGAAAAUUAAGAAAAAGAGAUCCUUUCAACAAGGGGAGGAAGAAGAGGAAGAGGAGGAGGUGGAGGAGGAAGAAGAAGAGGAGGAGUGGGGAUCGGGGUCGGAGACGUCGGGUAAGAGCCUGCGAGCGGAGCGACAGAGGGAGCACCCGUUCAUCGUGACGGAGCCGGGGGAGGUGGCUCGGGCGAAGAAGAACGGCCUCGACUAUCUUUUCCACCUCUACGACCAGUGCCGCCACUUCCUCCUCCAAGUGCAGGCCCUAGCCCGCCAGCACGGCCACAAGUGCCCCACCAAGGUUACAAACCAAGUGUUCCGAUACGCGAAGAAGGUGGGGGCGAGCUACAUCAACAAGCCCAAGAUGCGGCACUACGUGCACUGCUACGCGCUGCACUGCCUGGACGAGGAGGCGUCGAACGCGCUGCGGCGGUCGUUCAAGGAGCGGGGGGAGAACGUGGGGGCGUGGCGGCAGGCGUGUUACAAGCCGCUGGUGGCGAUUUCGGCGAGGCACGGCUGGGAUAUCGACGCCGUCUUCAGCGCCCACCCUCGCCUCUCCGUCUGGUACGUCCCCACCAAGCUCCGCCAGCUCUGCCAUCUCGCCCGCAGCAACGCCGACACCUCCACCAGCUCCGUCAACGGGCUUCCUGCGGCGCCGCCGCCGAUCAUGUUCUAGGUCCCUUGGAUUGUAUUCAACAUCCUUGGAUUUGUUUAUCGUAUUCGACAUCCCUGGAUUGAUCGACCCA
This is a messenger RNA of Zingiber officinale, 1521 nucleotides long. RefSeq names its product floricaula/leafy homolog. Lineage: Eukaryota; Viridiplantae; Streptophyta; Magnoliopsida; Zingiberales; Zingiberaceae. Gene Ontology annotation, biological process: regulation of DNA-templated transcription. Gene Ontology annotation, molecular function: DNA binding. Bases 162 to 1451 code for a protein of 429 amino acids. The record is from RefSeq and is a predicted model, not a curated record. The transcript has 3 exons.